UCGGGACAUUUCAUUCAUGCCGCAGACCCUAACCGAGGUGCAAAGCUAAGACGGAGCCUCUGGAUGAAGCCUGGGACUGCGCGCGUAAUUACGCACGAGAUUCUCAGUUCUUUCCACAAAAGGUCUUGUUGUGUGAAGGAUGCGGGGACCAAAACAGUGAAAAAUGACGUCGAGUCAUAAGAUUUCAUUUUCUAUAACAGACAUAUUGGAUCCGAAGAAGUUUAACAGCAAAAGGGGGAACGAGCUCUUCACCUGUCAGAAGAAGUUUGCUGCGCCAAACGCAGACAGAACAAGUUUGGAGUGGGACAGCACAGAGGGCGGGAACUUCAUCGAUGAGUUCCAAUUUCAAGAUCCACCAGUUUCAGAAACUGGAGAGGAAGAGUCGGUCCUCGGCGGGCAUCCUGCAGCUUUUCCAGACCCCCUUCUCCUCACCCCACCUGCUCCCUUGGAGCCUUGUCUUGAGAAGGACGAAGCUGAAAGCGAUGCUGCCAUCGCCACGCAGGACCGGUCCACCCACAAGCGGAGGCGUUCGGAUCAGGCCUGUGCCAAACCGCGGCGCGCCAGAACAGCUUUCACCUACGAGCAACUGGUGGCUCUGGAGAACAAAUUCCGCACAACGCGGUAUCUGUCCGUGUGUGAAAGACUGAACCUGGCCCUCUCAUUGAGUCUGACCGAAACCCAGGUCAAAAUCUGGUUUCAGAACAGGAGGACCAAGUGGAAAAAACAGAAUCCCGGUGCCGACAGCACCCUUCAGCCUGGUUCAAACUCACUGAUUAACGUGAGUCCAAACUCAGUAACUUGUGGCUCUGGCUCCGGAAGCUUCCACCAAACUUUCUCCAACUUCAGCUCUGGGAAUGUGAUCUUCCACGCGGCCGUUGGUGUUCCACUUUCAUCCACUGGAGGGCUCUUGCAUGCCUUCAUGCACAGCGCAUUCGAUCAGCCGACGUAUUAUACACCACACCCAUAAAUUGGACUAUAUGCUCUAUAGUGAGACGAUUCACAUUUAAUAUUCUUGUUCAAGUGUUAUUCAAUUUACAUCAAGAAAGCCUCAAAACACAAGAAUCUUUAAGAAACUUUUAUGGGACAGCCUCUGGUAACCUCGUGACCCUAAAAGGGACAUAGCGGGUUAAGAAAAUGGAUGGAGGGAGGAUGAUAUGAGUCUGAACCUAUUUUUUAAACAGUUCUUUUGUUUAUUGACAACAUGGUGUCACUGAGCUGACAGAUCCUGUGUCAGUUCGGUGACAAUGUCUGUGUAUCAUGACACCUCUCCAGCUGUGGCACACUGUCUCUACCUCCGCAAGGCCUGCACAUCUCACCAGUGUUGCAAACAUUUUAUUAAAAAAUAAAUCAAAUUU
This is a messenger RNA of Oryzias latipes (Japanese medaka), 1355 nucleotides long. It is a transcript of the gene nkx1-2a, whose product is annotated as NK1 transcription factor related 2-like,a. Gene Ontology annotation, cellular component: nucleus. NCBI's taxonomy places the organism in Eukaryota, Metazoa, Chordata, Actinopteri, Beloniformes, Adrianichthyidae. The record is from RefSeq and is a predicted model, not a curated record. Gene Ontology annotation, biological process: cell differentiation; regulation of transcription by RNA polymerase II. Gene Ontology annotation, molecular function: RNA polymerase II cis-regulatory region sequence-specific DNA binding; DNA-binding transcription factor activity, RNA polymerase II-specific.